CAUUAGGUGUGUGCGUGUUCCAAUUUUCGGACAGCAUGUGCUCGGUGCUGUGUGUUCUGUGGUGCUGUCUUCUAACUUCUAAGCAGUCUGCGUAGACUGUCUACAUGAUGUCUAAGAAUUGUAACACAGCCGUGGUGUACCGCUACUACGGCUUUGACAAGUUUCAAUGCUUCACCCCGGAUCGUGCGAAGUCUUUUCGUUCAUGUCCUGGCGAUGUUGGUGCGGUGCGGUCGGUGCACGUUGGCUGGGCGAACGCUAUAUUCGUGACAGAGGCUGGCAUUGCCGAGCUCCGUGGACAUAGCGGCCCCCGCCAAGUAGGUGAAGGAGGGACCACCCGGGCAGUGCUUGGCGUACGGGGCCACUGGAUAGUGCUUGGUGUAGAGACGGCCCUCCUUGGACGAGGGUGCAAGGUACUGAAAGUGUUCGGCCCAAUGCAAGCAGCUGCCCUCGGUCCUGCUCUGGCAUUGCUUGUGUGCCACAGUGGUUUCAUGCAUGAGGUACGCCUCGAUGAUAUCAGGAUGACUUCGGUGCCGACGAAACACCGGGUGCGUGAGGUGAGCUGCGGCCACGGCCAUCAGCUGGCGCUCACUGCCAACGGCGAGCUGCUGAGCUGGGGAAACGGUGGCCACGGAGAGCUGGGCCAUGGCAGUCUUGAGUCUGUGCAGUCGCCGCGUCUGAUUGAGCCACUCGCCGGCGUGGUCCUGGCAGGCGCCGCUGCGGGUGGAUGGCACUCGGCUGCGCUCAGCGAUGCUGGUGACCUGUACCUCUGGGGCUGGAACCUCGAUGGGCAGCUGGCCACUGAGCCCAUGGAGAAGCCACUGUCCGCAUUGCCUCUGCUGUUUGACAUGGAUGUGUGUGCCGUGAGCCUGGGCUCACGGCACACAGCUGCUGUAGCAGCCAACAGCUCGGCUUGGGCCUGGGGUAGCAACGCGUAUGGACAGCUAGGCCCUGGCUCAGAUGAAAUUACGCAAAGUGCCAAGCCCGUGCAGCUGGUAGCCGAAGACGCAGUCGCUGUGAAGUGCUCUCCUUGGGCCACCCUGUUGUCAAUAAAGUUGCCAGGGUCAUGAGUG
Molecule: messenger RNA, 1070 nt
Organism: Rhipicephalus microplus (southern cattle tick)
Lineage: Eukaryota; Metazoa; Arthropoda; Arachnida; Ixodida; Ixodidae
Product: RCC1 domain-containing protein 1
Source: RefSeq, a predicted model, not a curated record